AUGUGGAUUGAACAUCAUUUGCAGUCGGAAAUAUGGUUCGAAUGUGUGGCCGGCAGAAAAUGCUCACUUCCUGAACUUGCAGUGUUCAAUAGGGUGGGAGUGGAGCGUCCUGUGGAAACUUCGCACAGCGGCGCCUUCUCCAAACUCGCCCCUACUCCGGGCAUCCCAGCUUGGGAGGUGAAAGCGCGAAAAUUGCUGAAUGAGCAUGUGGUGGACGAACAGAUUCUGCUUGAGAGGCAGCAGAUUGAGUUGGUUGUCUACUGGCUGCAUAGGAAAAAGAGGAUGGAAAGGGAUGGCGGACAGGGAGGAGAAUUCGUCAUGAACUUUUGUGGUCUGAAUUUGAAGAACGAUUAA
Molecule: messenger RNA, 354 nt
Organism: Gongylonema pulchrum
Lineage: Eukaryota; Metazoa; Nematoda; Chromadorea; Rhabditida; Gongylonematidae
Source: the annotation of a GenBank genome assembly